Messenger RNA from Fundulus heteroclitus (mummichog), 1889 nucleotides. RefSeq names its product aminoadipate-semialdehyde dehydrogenase-phosphopantetheinyl transferase (gene aasdhppt). Bases 264 to 1139 code for a protein of 291 amino acids. Gene Ontology annotation, molecular function: holo-[acyl-carrier-protein] synthase activity; magnesium ion binding. The record is from RefSeq and is a predicted model, not a curated record. The transcript is spliced from 7 exons. Gene Ontology annotation, cellular component: cytosol. NCBI's taxonomy places the organism in Eukaryota, Metazoa, Chordata, Actinopteri, Cyprinodontiformes, Fundulidae.
CGACAUUUACGUUCUUCCGCGUGGACGUAGCGGCGUGCGAGCCGAAAUGUAAACAGAGCUUGAUUUAAUUCCGACUGUUUGAAUCUCCUUUCUUUAGCAGCUCCCGCUUCUCUUGCAUCCUGCUGCGAACCUAAAACCUCACAUAAUCCUAAUUUAACUUUGAUAACAUUCGCAUGUUGGGACGCGAUGCUUACGUUAGAUUCUUACAAACCCGCGAGCAGCUGGAAGUUUGCUAGGAGUUAAGAUGGCUCGGCUGAGCAGGCAUGGGCUCUGUCCGCUGGGCUUUCCGCUGCGGGUCGUGGACACCGAGCAGGUCCGAAUGGUUGUUCGCUGCUCGUUGCGUCCAGCGGGAAGAGAAGGACAGGAUCGGACAGUUUGUUUUCGCCAAGGAUGCUAAGUCGGCGAUGGCUGGCCGGCUGUUGCUCAGGAAGUUUGUGUGUGAGAGGAUGGGAAUCCCCUGGUCACAGGUCAGAUUGGAGCGAUCCCCCCGAGGGAAACCGUGUCUGGCAGCAACACUCCAGGUCUCCACAAGUUCUGAGCCAUCCUGGAGUUUCAACAUCUCCCACCAGGGCGACUAUGCUGUGCUCGCUGCGCAGCAGGGGGCGCAGGUUGGCGUAGAUGUGAUGAAGACCACCAUGCCAGGUAGCAGCUCCAUCCCGGAGUUCUUCCGCAUCAUGACUCGUCAGUUCACAGCGCACGAGUGGAGCACCAUCCAAUCAGCGGGCUCGGAGCACCAGCAGCUUGCCGCGUUCUACCGCCAUUGGACCCUGAAGGAGAGCUUCAUCAAGGCGAUCGGCACAGGUCUGGGUUUCAACCUGCAGAGGGCGGAGUUUCACCUGCCGCCCGAGCCGCUCGCUCAGGGCACCGUGCUGCGCCAGACCAAGAUGCAUCUGGACGAGGAACCAGAGGAGGAGUGGAUAUUUGAAGAGAGCCUGCUGGACGCCGACCAUCACGUCGCAGUAGCACUCGGACCAGCAGACAAGGCAGUCUCUGCACCUCUUCCUCCGCCCGCCACAUUCACGCCGCUGUCGUUCGGUGAGCUCAUGGCCUCGGCCUCGCCGCUGUCAGAAGAAGAUCCUGCCUACUGGGAUAGCUUCAGCAUGAAGGCAGAGGCUCCGCAGAGACAGAGGGAUGCUUAGAUAUCUGGCUGACAACCUGUCUCACGCUGACAUUCACCUGCCCAACACACACACACACACACACACACACACACACACACACACACACACGCACGCCUUUCAGAGGCGCCAAAGAGGAAACGCAAGUUCACUGACAUUGAAGCCGCUUUCUUAUUCAACACAAGUCCAGUCAAGUGCUGUCAAGUUUCUUUGCAGACCUAAAAAUCUAAAGUUUGCCUCCAAGGGUUCUGCUCUGUCUAUCUUUAGAACGGCGCCGAGGGAAUGAAAAAAAAGAAAACUCUUUCAACUUGCAGAAACUGUUCAACUCUGGGUGCCGUUCGGAUGUAUGCUGUAUUUGUCUUCCCUUUUGACACAGAGGUUGUUGUUUUUUUUUUCAGCAUGAUGAGGCUUUUACUUAAAAAGCAAAAUCUGAAAUAAUACUGAGCCUUAUUGAUAUUUGCAAAGUAAAGGAAACUAAAUUAAUGAACCUCUUUGAAAAACCGUGACUAGGUUGAAACAUGGUAUAGAAGUUUGGACAUGUUACAUUUCUGACACACAAUUGCUUAGCUGUCAGCUCGAGCUCAGCUUCUCAGAGGAAAUAGAAACUUUACCACCUCUGCAGGAAGUACUGACUUAUAUGUCAAAGUUGUGUGGAUAUUAUUGUUUUUAUUUAAUCUAUUCAUUCCUUUCCUUGGAUCUUGUAAUAUGUUUGUUUGUCAAAAGCUGGGCCAUGAUGUACCAUUAAUAAAACAUUUUAAGAGUUAAACCCCA